Molecule: messenger RNA, 3169 nt
Organism: Pistacia vera
Lineage: Eukaryota; Viridiplantae; Streptophyta; Magnoliopsida; Sapindales; Anacardiaceae
Product: protein RRNAD1
Exons: 12
Coding region: 1-1692 (563 amino acids)
Source: RefSeq, a predicted model, not a curated record
AUGGCGAUGCAGUGCCCGUACUCAUGCGAGACUGCUACCGAUACUCUCCAAUGGAUCAAGGCGAUUGUCGAUUUCUUACAGCCUUUCACUUUCUUAAUAAAUGCUCACGUCGUCAAUUUCUUCACCGACAAACUCUGGGAAGCCGUUGAUAAAGAUUGGAUUGAUUGUCUUCGCAAUGAACCUAUCGAAAAUCUUCUCCUCAUUCCCUCCGGAGUCGUCCAGGACCAUUGGCCUGAUUCACUUAAGGAGUUUGUUCUUACUUUGAAGUCUCUUGUGCUUCCUAGAAAGCAAGCGGACUUGCACAAGGUAUUACCUGGAUGGAAAGUGACAUCAAUUAGCAGUGUUCUUGCUCAAGGCAUGAAUCUGAAGAAAAAACAUGAAGUGGAGGUUCUUUCUGCUGUUGUAAAUUCGGUAGCAAAUAGUGUAAGCACUGAUACUAUAGUUGAUGUUGGUGCUGGCCAGGGCUAUCUUGCACAAGUUCUAUCCUUCCAGUUCCAACAUUCUGUAGUUGCGAUAGAUGCUUGUUCUCAUCAUGGAAAGGUUAUGAAUGCACGUGCAGAACGAAUCAAAAAGCAUUAUGCAGCUCAGAUGCGGAAGUUUGGAUCAGAAAACAAGAGUUUGAAUAUGCCCAAGACAAUUACAUGCCAGGUAAUGUCUAUUGACAUGCUGAGAGCUUUAACCAACAUGUCGCUACAUAAGGAUGAUGCUGAGCAGCCAAAGCUAAUGUUGCAAAAUAAUAAAAAACUCGAUCGAAGAAAACUAAAAUCUUCAGGCAAUGCAGAAAGUGAAAUUUCAUUGGUUCUUGCUGGACUUCAUGCUUGUGGAGAUCUAUCAGUAACAAUGCUUAAGACCUUUGUGGAUUGCAAAGAAGUUAAUGCAGUUGUUAGCAUCGGCUGCUGUUACAACUUAUUAUCUGAAGAAGGAUUUGACAUUGCUGGUUCUCUUUGUGGUUUUCCAAUGAGUUCUGGUGUUAAAUCUGCUAACUUUCCUCUUGGAAAAAGUUCGCGUGAUCUUGCUUGUCAGAGUGCAGAGAGAUGGGGAAGUCUAGAAAGAGAUGCUGGUGUUCAUAAUUUUGAGCUGCACGCUUUCCGUGCUGCUUUUCAAAUGGUCCUUUCUAGAUAUUAUAUGGAAGUAAUUGUAACAAGUCCUUCAGUUGGACGUCAAGGGAAGGCAUUGCGCCGCCAGCAGCAAAGGAGGAUCUUGGAGUCCCGUUCACAAUGUGAAGAAAACUCAUGUCCAUCUUUCAGUCAGAAACACUCUGAUACCACACGCUCCUCUGUGGAGAUUGGAGAACCUAAAGCAGAUGAUAAAUCAGCCUCGGUUUUGGACAUGGCUGCCUUAUCUCAUGAAAAUUCUUCAAACAAGAGUAUAAGACAAGAAAGCGCUGUUUCUACUGACAAAUAUCUACUCUUUGAGAAAUUUUGCCAGUCUGGAUUAUGCCGCCUUGGUCUCAAACCAUUGGACAGCGAAAAUCUUCGUGGGAUAUGGGACGAAGCUGAGCCCUUUGCUGACAUUAUAGGACCUUAUUGGUCUCUUCGAGCUGCUUUGGGGCCUCUUUUGGAAACAUAUAUUCUGUUGGACAGAUUAUUGUUCCUCCAGGAGCAAGGCAGUUCUCUGGAAGCAGUCAUGUUACCUAUAUUUGAUCCUGUAUUAUCUCCAAGGAAUGUGGCCAUAAUUGCUAAAAAGAAAUAAUUGUUGGCUUGGAUCUUACAGCUUAGUCUGAUAAAUGAUUGAAGGACCUUCUGCUGUGGGACUUGAGUUCUCUUUCACCUGACAUGUGCAGAACUGUUUUUGGCAAACAAGUAUAGUUAAUGGUAAACCUGUAAACCUUGAUAUAUGAGCUUUUCUUAUCCGGAUGAAUGUUUAUACUCUUACGCUCUAUACAAGGUUUGUUGGGCAGUCAUAAGAUUUGUCGAUGAAAUGUGAAUUCUAGGGGUUAUAUAUCUUUGAAUCGAUGAGUAUAUUUUUUGGAUAUAUCAGGUUUAGCAGUGAUGGGCAUGGUGAGUGUUAUUGUAACUGCUUUAUGCAAUAUAUUUCACAUUAGCAGCAUGCAUAAAAAUGUGCUGUGUUCUGACCUACAAUGAUAGUUAAAUUAAGAACUCAGAAUUUUGAAUUUAAUCCAUUGAACUCAGCUCUGUCAAUGGUGAAAUUUUCUUAUUAUUGGUGUACUUUUGCAAAUGAAGAAUUAGUAUCGAUUCACCUUUCUUUGACAAUGUACUUAAACCUUUUGAUAGGAAAGAAAGUAAUUAUAUUUCUAUCAAAAAGGCGGAUUCAAAAUUGUAGGAUGAAGUGGUGGUCAGUCCACUAGAAGAUUUACAAGUUAGUGGAGCAAAGUCUCUACACUUAAUCUUCUAUACAUGGUUUAGCCCCUCAAUAUAAUAUAACGCCACCUCCAAAGUGUACUUUAAGGAUGAUUGUUAUCGCUUAAAGAAAUUUGGCAACCUUUCUGCUGGUAAUGGUCCCUGUGAGUAUGUUGACUUUGCUUAACAUGCUGGUAGUACCACCUUAUUUUUUUGACUUGUUCUGAUUGAUGUAUGUAUUCUUGAAUUCUAUAAUCUUAUCAUUGUUAAUGUGAAUGUAACAAAGAUUUUCUAAAGAACAUUUGCUGGGCAUGAUAAUUUGAUUGUUACAGCUUCAUUCUAGUUCUAGAGUAUCACUGUAAUUGUUUUAAUAUUUGAAGGUGAAGUUUCUAACUUUCAUCAUUAUGAAUUCAAUCUAUCUAUGCACGACAACUAUAAUAGUUUUCUCUGUGCAGUUGUCUUAAAGAUCGCUUGAUCCUUGACAGCACUUGUUUUUCAUAUUCUUAAAAUCUUUUAAGUUAUAUACUGGGGACUUUGAGUGAAGGUUUAACACUUUGAUCGCUUUCAUAUAAUUUUCUUUUAUCUUUUUCUGGGAACCAUGGCUUAAAACUAUGCAACAAUUUACAAUGGUGAUCGGUUAUGAAUCCCCAAUUUUAGAUAUUCUAUACUGAUUCUGAUUGUCAUGAAGAGGUGCUGCUAUCACCUUCUUGUUGAAACAACUGAGAAAUAUGGAGUAAAUACUAGUUAAUAAUACAAAGUAUGAUAUGAUUGUUGUGCUGUCUGUUUGCGACUAACAAACUAAAUUAUUUCCCUACGAUUGUACUUGUAGACAUGCUAAACCAGAACCUUACCCUUUUUGUACAUUGUCA